GCCGCUCGGCUGGGAGCUCGCCCGCCGCCCGGCCCGCCCGCCGGCAUGGAGUCCCAGUGCGACUACUUCAUGUACUUCCCGGCUGUGCCCUUCCCGGCCCGCGAGGUGCUUCUGGGGGAGCCAGGCCGGUACCGGGCCUUGCCCCGGAGGAACCACCUCUAUCUGGGCGAGACCGUCCGCUUCCUGCUGGUCCUGCGGUGCCGCUCGGAUGCCGGCGGCGCUCCCCGGCCGCCCUGGGGGGAACUGGCAGGCUCGCUCUCGGCCCUGGCCAGCGUCAGCCCGGCUGGCGGCGGCGGCGGCGGCGGCGGCCUUGGAGACGAGGCCCUCCUUGGUGAAGCAGCGGAGGAGGGCGCGGCUGGAGCCGGGGAGGCGGCCGCCAAUGGCAGCGUCUUCCGGGAGUGCCGGGCGCUCCUGACCCACGGCCACGGCGCCCCCGGAACGACGGCCGUGGCCGUCCCCCCCGAGGAGCCCAUCGUGUCCACCGACGAAGUCAUCUUCCCGCUGACCAUUUCUCUGGACCGGCUGCCGCCCAGCACCGUCAAAGCCAAAAUCGUGGCGACCGUCUGGAGGCGCGACCGAGAGAGAGGCGAGGUCCGCGAGCGCGGCUACCUCAGCAUCCUGCAGGAUCGGGCCCCUUCCCAGAUCUUCCGCGAAGAGCAGGGCGCCUUCAAGGCGCAAGUGAGCACCAUGCUGACCGUGCUGCCGCCCCCGGAGCUGAAGUGCCAGCAACUCAACGUGUCCGGGAAGCACUUGACGGUGCUCAAAGUUCUGAACGCGGCCUCCCAGGAUGAGCUCUCGGUGUGGGACGUGCGGAUCCUGCCCAACUUGAAUGCCAGUUACCUUCCCAUGAUGCCAGACGGCUCUGUCUUGCUAGUUGACGAUAUCUGCCACCAAUCCGGAGAAGUCUCCAUGGCCUCCUUUUGCCAGGUGCCCUCAGCCAACUCUGCCUGGCCCUGCUCCCUCCGGGCGCUGGAGGAGCAAAAUUUCCUUUUCCAACUGCAAGCGCCAGAGCAGCCCCCGGACCGCGCCAAAGAGGGCCUGGAGGUCCCCCUCAUUGCGGUGCUGCAGUGGUCGACCCCCAAACUCCCAUUCACGAGCAGCAUCUACACGCACUACAGGCUGCCCAGCAUCCGCCUUGCCCGCCCCAGGUUUGUGAUGACUGCAGAAUGCGAGUCCCCGGUCGCCGUGCAUCGGCGCUUCGUGGUCACGUACACCCUCAUCAACAACCUGCAGGACUUCCUGGCCGUGCGCCUGGUGUGGACACCAGAAAGUGCUGCAGCAGGGAAGAAGCUGAAUGCCUGCGACGAAUGUCACGCCACCCCAGACCCCCAAGACUCCAUUGUGUGCCACACCCCUCUCAACAACCUGGGAUUCUCCCGCAAGGGCAGCGCCCGCACCUUCUGUGUCACCUUCCAGGCUCUGCGUGCUGGCUUGUUUGAGCUGUCCCAGCACAUGAAGCUGAAACUCCAGUUCACCGCCAGCGUGUCCAACCCGCCUCCAGAGGCCAGGCCGGUCUCCCGCAAAAGCAGCCCCGGGAGCCCGGCAGUGCGGGAGCUGGUGGGGCGUCAUCAGGCCAGCCUCGGGCGCUCCCAGAGCUUCUCACACCAGCAGCCGACACGGGGACACCUCCUGAGGUCAGGAAGCGUCAUGGAGCGCCGGGCCAUCACGCCCCCUGUGGGCUCCCCAGUGGGCCGCCCUCUUUAUCUACCCCCGGACAAGGCUGCCCUGUCCCUUGACAAAAUUGCCAAACGAGAGUGCAAGGUGCUGGUGCUGGCGCCCGUCACAUGACCGAGGAGGGGAGGCCCCAGAAGGGGCAGCACUGGGAACCAACCCACCGGACGCGCCACCCAGCCUCAGAACCAGACCUGCUCCAGACACCUGAACUUCACAGGAUGGACCCCCUCCUGCCCCCCCCCCCCCCCCCCCCCCCCAAUUCACCUCCUCCAAUGGGAGACUGCUCAGCUUCUCUGCUGGCUGAGGGGGGGCUGCUUGCCCCUCUCGCCCACCCUCUCUCUUCCUCCGGCUGAGAAGCAGCAAGGAGAGAUUUUCACUGGGGGGGGGGGGCUCUUUUUUAAAGCCAAGAGGAGGCGGCAGCGCCUGCAUGCCCCCCCCCCACCCCCCA
Notechis scutatus (mainland tiger snake) is the source of this 2122-nucleotide messenger RNA. NCBI's taxonomy places the organism in Eukaryota, Metazoa, Chordata, Lepidosauria, Squamata, Elapidae. The record is from RefSeq and is a predicted model, not a curated record.